Molecule: messenger RNA, 5642 nt
Organism: Leptonychotes weddellii (Weddell seal)
Lineage: Eukaryota; Metazoa; Chordata; Mammalia; Carnivora; Phocidae
Source: RefSeq, a predicted model, not a curated record
ACUCCAAGGCAGUUGCAUUCAAGGCUCAAGUUCCCUGAAAAGAAGAGGCAGCCGGGAAACGUACAAAGAAAAGAAAACCCUUAACCAGAGUGGUGGACCCGAGCGCCUUGGAAACUGCAGGUCUGCAACCAAAACUCAAAGGAAACCGGCACCCCGGCGCAAGGAUGACAGUGCUGAUUUGAAGUGCCAGCUUCAGUUUGCCAAAGAGGAAGGCUCCCUGAUGCGUAAGAAGAUGGCCAAGCUGGGGAGGGAGAAGGACGAGCUGGAACAGGAGCUCCAGAAGUACAAGGCCCUGUAUGGAGACGUGGACAGCCCUCUCCCCACGGGGGAAGCGGGUGGGCCACCCAGCACGAGGGAGGCCGAGCUGAAGCUGCGGCUGAAGUUGGUGGAGGAAGAGGCCAACAUCUUGGGCCGGAAGAUCGUAGAGCUGGAGGUGGAGAACCGAGGCCUCAAAGCGGAGAUGGAGGACCUGCGGGUCCAGUAUGAGCGAGAGGGUACAGGCCGGGACCACAUGGCAAGCAUUCCUACCUCACCCUUUGGCGACUCCCUGGAGUCCUCGACGGAGCUCCGCCGGCACCUGCAAUUCGUGGAGGAGGAAGCGGAGCUGCUCCGGAGGUCCAUAUCCGAGAUCGAAGAUCACAACCGGCAGCUGACGCAUGAGCUGAGCAAGUUCAAGUUUGAGCCCCGGCCGGAGCCAGGGUGGCUGGCGGAGGGCAUGGGCAAGGGCGCAGCCGGUGGGGCCCCUCUGCAGGAGGAGCUCAAGUCGGCGCGGCUGCAGAUCAACGAGCUGAGUGGGAAGGUGCUGAAGCUGCAGUAUGAGAACCGGGUGCUGCUGUCCAACGUGCAGCGCUAUGACCUGGCUGCCCACCUGGGCCUGCGCGCCCCGAGCCCCCGGGACAGCGACGUGGACAGCGACCAGGGCAAGAAGGAGAGCGACGGGGAGGAAGGCCGCCAGCCCCAGCCCAAGCGGGAGGGCCCUAUUGGCGGCGAGAGCGACUCAGAGGAGAUGUUCGAGAAGACGUCGGGCUUUGACAGCGGAAAGCCAUCGGAGGCAAGUGAGCUGUGUCCGGCCGAGCUCCUGCGGGUCAGGGAGGACACCGAGUGCUUGGCAAGCAUAAAGCACGAGGCCGAGCAGCUUGAGCGGACCAUGGAGCGCCUCAUCACGGACACCGCCGGCUUCGGCGACAACAUGGGGCUGCGAGGCAGUGGUGAGGCCUCACUGGGGCCUGACGUCCAGGGGGCAGGGGAGACGGGGGAGACGGGCGAGACAGGCAAGAAGGAGCCCCCGCUGCUGGGGACCAUCAACUUGAGGAUGAAGGUUUUUAGGAAGGAGCUGCAGGCCUUCCUGGAGCAGGUGAACAGGCUCGGGGACGGCCUGAGGGAGCGCCUGGAAGACCUCUCCCCCUUGCCCCACCUCACAGAGUCUUCCAGCUUUCUCUCCACUGUGACCUCCGUGUCCCGGGACUCCCCCGUCGGGACCCUGGGGAAGGAGCUGGUCCCGGACCUGCAGUCCAAACUGAGAGGUCAGCCGGAGUGGCAGCCGGGACAGGAGCGUGGGGAUGAGCCGGAGCCGCUGCACCGCCGAGCCGACGGGGACGCUGGGAGCUGCCGGCUGGGAGGCCAGAGCUGCUUCAGUCUAGAGAGUGUACCGCUAGAGGAGCUGCAGGGUCAGCUUGCGCAGGCGACCAGACUGCAUCAAGAGGAGACAGAGAAAUUUACAAACACGAUUCGGAAGAUGGAGGAGGAGCACCUCUAUGCCUUGAGAUGGAAAGAACUAGAAAUGCACAGCCUGGCUUUGCAGAACACCCUCCAUGAGCGAACUUGGAGCGACGAGAGGAAUCUGAUGCAGCAGGAGCUCCGGUCCUUGAAGCAGAACGUUUUCCUUUUCUACGUCAAACUCAGGUGGCUGCUAAAGCACUGGCGGCAGGGGAAGCAGAUGGAGGAGGAAGGCGAGGAUUUCACUGAGAGGGAGCAUCCAGAGACCCUCCCCAGGCUGGGUGAGCUUGGAGUUCAGGGGGACCCGAAGGGGGAUGGCCCAGACCGAGAUGACAAUGGUCCAGGUUGUGGCUUUUCAAUGGGAGAGCAUUCUCCACACUCCCCUGUGCAGAUUGGUGACCACGGAUCAAGGCUGCAGCCUGCGCACGGGGGACAGCUCCACAAGCAGGUGGUGGAAAACCAGCAGCUGUUCGGGGCGCUCAAAAGCCUGCUGGAGGACCUGCGCGCCGAGCUGCGGGAGGACGAGCAUGCGCGGCGGCGGCUGCAGCAGCAGUACGCCAGCGACAAGGCCUCCUGGGACGUGGAGUGGGCCACGCUCAAGUGCCGCCUGGAACAGCUGGAAGAGAAGACUGAGAAGAACUUGGGAGAAGCAGGCACUUCCACUGACAGCAAGGGAGCAUUCAAGAAGGAGAGGGAGACGCACCAGAAGCUCCUCGCCGACAGUCACAGCCUGGUCAUGGACCUGCGCUGGCAGAUCCAUCACAGCGAGAAGAACUGGAACCGGGAGAAGGUGGAAAUUCUCGACCGGCUGGACAGAGACCGGCAGGAGUGGGAACAGCAGAAGAAGGAGCUGUUGUGCAGAAUAGAGCAGUUGCAGAAAGAAAACAGUCCCCGGAGAAGUGGCAGUUUCCUCUGUGAUCAAAAGGAAGGCAACAUCCGCCCCUUUGCCCACCCAGGAAGUCCCCGAAUGCCCCGUCCCUUGGAGAUGUGGCCCUGCGCAGACACCGACUCCACCCCGUUUGAUGACCGGCCACUGUCCAAGCUGAAGGAAUCGGACAGAUGUUCAGCACGGGAAAACCUUUACUUGGACGCCUUGUCUCUAGAUGAUGAGCCAGAGGAGCCUCCGGCCCGAGGGCCCCAGCGGGAGUUCAGGAACUGCCUCCCCCAGGAAGAAGAAAAUCACAAGGGAAACCUUCAAAGGGCUGUGUCUGUGUCCUCCAUGUCUGAGUUCCAGCGUCUGAUGGACAUCUCUCCCUUCCUGCCGGAGAAGGGCCUGCCGGCUGCCAGCAACAAGGAGGACGUCACCCCGCCCCUGUCUCCGGACGACCUGAAGUACAUCGAGGAGUUCAACAGCAAGAGCUGGGACGAGAGGGCCCCAGAGCCCUGGGCAGACAGGACCGAGGGAGGGCGGGCAGGGAAUGAGGCCAGUGCCGAGCCUUUCCCCAGCUCUUCCUGGUACCUCACCACGAGUGUCACCAUGACCACGGACACCGUGACCAGCCCAGAGCACUGCCAGAAGCAGCCCCUACGGAGCCACGUGUGCACCGAGCAGGCUGGGCUGCGGGUGCUGCACAGCCCGCCCGCUGUCCGCAGGCUGGACAGCAUCAUGGCGGCAGGGAGUGAGGGCAAGGGCCGGUCAGAGCCCGAGUGCCAGUUUCCCACAAGCAGAGCCAGGGUGGGCGCUGAAGACACAAAGGGGGGUCCCUCAGAACAUGUGCUUAGCAGGUGGCCUUGUGCCCCCUCCAGAUACCCCCGAGACUAUGUGGAGGGAGGGCUGCGCCCCCUCGAAAGUGCCCUCUGCACUCCCCUGGGGUUCGUCUCCCCACUACACAGCCUGCAGAUGGCCAAGAACAUGAGUGAUGACAUGAAGGAGGCGGCCUUCUCCGUCAGGAACGCCAUAUGCUCUGGUCCCCCCAAGCCUCCACUCAAGGACAUGGCCUGCCAGACCAAUGGGUCCCGAACAACGGGGACACAGACCAUUCAGACCAUCAACAUUGGCCUGCAGACCGAAGCCCUGCGUGGCAGCGCCAUCACCAGCAGCCCCCACAAGUGUCUCACGCCAAAGGCAGGGGGUGGUGCCACGCCCGCGUCAUCUCCUUCCCGCGGCCUUAGGAGCAGGCAGGUGGCCCCCGCCAUUGAGAAGGUGCAGGCCAAGUUUGAACGCACAUGUUGCUCCCCCAAGUAUGGGUCUCCCAAGCUGCAGAGGAAGCCCCUCCCCAAAGCCGAGCAGCCAAAUAGCAGGACCUCCCUGGGGCUGGCUCCAAAGGGGUGCAGCGAGUCAGCCUGGGCCCGCUCCACCACCACACGAGAGAGCCCUGUGCACACCGCCAUCAACGAUGGCCUCUCCAGCCUCUUCAACAUCAUCGACCACAGCCCCGUGGUACAGGACCCCUUCCAGAAGGGAACGCGGGCGGGGAGUCGGUCUCGCUCAGCAGAACCUCGGCCGGAUCUGGGCCCAGGCCAGGAAACCAGCCCCAGUUCCCGGGGACGGUCCCCCAGCCCCAUCGGGGCUGGCUCAGAGACGUGGAGGGAGGAAGGGGGAGAGGGCACGCCCUUGAGGCAGGACUUAUCUGCUCCCCCUGGUUACACGCUCACUGAGAAUGUAGCCCGGAUCCUCAACAAGAAGCUGUUGGAGCAUGCCUUAAAGGAGGAGAGGAGGCAGGCCCCCCACGGGCCCCCAAGUCUUAACAGUGACAGCCACAUGGGAGAAACAGUCAAAGCUGAACCAGGGUCCAUUGAGGAACUACCUUGUUCUGCACUAGCUCCAUCCCUAGAACCCUGCUUCUCCAGGCCCGAGAGACCAGCAAACCGUCGCCCUCCGUCCCGUUGGGCCUCCCAUUCCCCUACUGCCUCACCGGCUCAGUCACCCGGAGACCCAGCCUCGUUGGAGGAGCUCGGCGAGGAGGAGCCACCCGGGGAGAAGACACACCUGUGACGAGUGCAAGUUUGCAUGGAUUAUCGGGGAAUAAUUCCCUGUAAUUUGCAUAACCACACCGUACUCAUCAACCAAGCUCCGCCCACAAGAGGAUAUCUAGCUUUCCCAAGGUCAAAGAAUGUUUUUUAAAAAACACACAGCUGCUGAAUGUCCAACCUGUGAACCUGAGAUGUUUCUAGAACGAAACCGUAAACGUGCCUGUAAUAACUUAAUUUUUUUCAUAGCUCAGAAAACUAUUUUUGUCUCCAUCUUUUUUACACAGUAUAUUAAACAAAAAAAGCUAGAUAAGAUAUAAAUUUAAAAAAUAAAAGUUUUAAAGAUGUACAUUUUAAGAGAUUCUGAACGCCCUUGCUCUCAAUACUGACUGCCUCUGUUAAAUUUGCACUGUUACAUUUUGGUUUGGUUUAUUUCCACGUUGAAUUAGACUGUUUUAAGUUAAUUUUAUUUUGUCAGUGUUUUUGUUUUUUAAGAAUUUUUUGAAAUGCUUCAGACUGUCUGAUUCAAUGAACUUUUUGUAGUGAAAGAGCCAUGAAGCCAGUCGACAAGACAGAAAUCCUCUCUACGGGAGGGGAUACACAUCUGCAUUCUUGCAAAGGUACAGAGUCCUCAGCUGGGCUUACCAAAUUCGCUGUAUAAUCCACAUCCUCUACUCGACUUGCACGUCUUUGGGUUCGAAAAGCUGGGGUGCAUGUACAUACUGCUACUGUGGUCUCACCAUCACAUAAGUGUGAGUCAUCUGUCCCACCAUAAUACAUUGUGAAUCCCUCAUACUGUACUUUUAUCAUUGUCCUCUUGCAUCGAGAUACAACAGCAAUGGCAUUUUUAAAUUAUUGUUAACGAUGAACUGGCAAUAUACAGUGUUUACUCAAAAUUUUCUUGUUUAAGGAAAAGCACUACAAAAAGUCAGGAGGGUACCACACUGAAUCAAAGGAUGGUGCCUCGGAGUCUGUAUGAGACCAUGAUGAAGUAGAAAUAAAGCCUUUACAAGAUG